This is a messenger RNA of Alligator mississippiensis (American alligator), 2044 nucleotides long. RefSeq names its product heparan sulfate-glucosamine 3-sulfotransferase 6 (gene HS3ST6). The coding region runs from base 142 to 1209 and encodes 355 amino acids. Gene Ontology annotation, molecular function: [heparan sulfate]-glucosamine 3-sulfotransferase activity. The transcript has 2 exons. NCBI's taxonomy places the organism in Eukaryota, Metazoa, Chordata, Crocodylia, Alligatoridae. The record is from RefSeq and is a predicted model, not a curated record.
UCCCCGGCGCGCUCCGCCCCCGCCGCCGCCCCCGCCCCCGCCGGCGGCCGGGCUGGAGGCAGGCAGGCCGGGGCCGGGGCCGGGGCCGGAGCAUGUGCGCUCGAGCUGCCCGGCUCCUGGCCGCGCCGGGGCCGGCGCCCCAUGGGAUGUAGCCGGCCGAGCCCCAGCCCCGGCGCCGGGCUCCGGGCGCACCUGGGCGGGCUGCUGCGGGCGCAGCCCCGCGCCUCGCUGCUGCUCACCAUGCUGGCGCUCUGCACCUACUUCUUCUACUGCCUCACCGGGGCGUGCGAGCCGCUGCAGCCCGGGCUGCUGCCCCCGCCGCGCCGCGACCCGCCGCCCGAGCCCCAGCCCCAGCCGCAGCCCCGCGGCCCCGGCGACGGCGACGACGACGAGGACGAGGCGGCCGCCAGCCUCUCGGUGCUCGCCGGCCCCGGCACCAAGCGCUUCCCGCAAGCCAUCAUCAUCGGCGUGAAGAAGGGCGGCACGCGGGCGCUGCUGGAGUUCCUGCGGGUGCACCCCGACGUGCGCGCCCUGGGCGCCGAGCCCCACUUCUUCGACCGCUGCUACGAAAAGGGGCUGCCCUGGUACAGGAACCUGAUGCCGAGGACGCUGGAGGGGCAGAUCACUAUGGAGAAAACCCCGAGUUACUUUGUGACCAAGGAGGCCCCGAAACGCAUUUACAACAUGUCUCGGGACACCAAGCUGAUCGUGGUGGUGCGCAACCCGGUCACCAGGGCCAUCUCGGACUACACGCAGACCCUCUCCAAAAACCCCACCAUCCCCAGCUUCCAGGCCCUGGCCUUCAAAAACAUCAGCACGGGACUCAUCGACACCACCUGGAGCGCGGUGCGGAUUGGCAUCUACGCCAAGCACCUGGACAGCUGGCUGCAGUACUUCCCCCUUUCCAAAUUCCUCUUCGUCAGCGGGGAGAGACUCGUCAGCGACCCGGCCGGAGAGAUGGGCCGGGUCCAAGACUUCCUGGGUCUCAAGAGAGUCGUGACGGACAAGCAUUUCUAUUUCAACGAGACCAAGGGCUUCCCCUGCCUGAAGAAACCAGAGGGCAGCAGCCGGCCUCGCUGCUUGGGGAAGUCCAAAGGACGCCCUCAUCCCAAAAUCGACGGGCAAGUGGUCCAGCGCCUGCAGGAGUUUUACAGGCCUUUCAACAUGAAGUUCUAUCAAAUGACGGGGCAGGACUUUGGGUGGGACUGAGCCCUUCCCAGGCUGGUCGCGGUAUAAACCACGGUGGGGUGGAGUAGACUUAGUCCACUUAGCAGCUUUGCAAGGGCCACGGCACAUCCCGUGCACCGCCGCGAGGGAUGCUACGGCAGGGCAUCCCAGGCGAGCCUUCAGAAGACUUUUCCCCUUGUUCUAAUUUAUAUGGGACGUCUCCCUGGAGAGACGCGUACGCUUACUGAGUAGAGAGAAAUAUUUAAGAAAUAAUAAUAAUAAUAAUAAUUAAAAAACAGCAAAACCCAGGUGCCCCCUCCCGCCCAUCAAAUUAAAUAUUCUUCCAUACAAACCUUGCUAAGCUAUAUUAACCGGGGACAGUUUUCAGAAGGUGAGUGUGAGUGCGUGUGUGCGCGUGUGUGUGCAUGUGUGUAGCGACCAGGGCACUAAGAUUCACAAUAAACUUCGGAAAUGGAGCAGCCUCCUGGUAAUUCUGGCCUCCUUUUGGGUCGAGUUGGAGGAGAGCUGUCAUCUUCCCAGGCGGCCGGCCGAACCCUUCAGCUAGGCAGGGAGAGCGCCCCGGGGCCCCGGGCUGCUGGCUAGUUGUUGGAUGCCUUUCUGUUCAUCAAAGGGACACUGCAGAGAACUGCUGUACGGCAAUGCAGGCUUGUGGACUUCCACAGGGCAUGGCCAGCUCGCACCAUCGGAGGAUUAGCCCCUGUAUACCAGGGGCGGGGGGGCGGGAAAGGUGAUUUAGGAUCAAAAUAACACAGCAGGAGACUGUGCCUGCUCCUGUUAUAGUCAGUGGGGUUUUUGCCAGUGACUUUCUUGGGACCACUCUCAUGCUCGGAUUAUUAAAAAAUUUAUUUAUCUAUUA